ACCCCGCAGUACAACACACAACUGGAGAAGCAAGCGGGCUCCUCGCAGAAAAUAAAAACUGGAUGGGUUGAUAUUAGAGCGAGGGCUUUAUUUCAAAAAAGAGAAAACGAAGGAAAAGCUCUCGAGACAAGCAGCAACCCCAAAGAGCCGGUGGGAAAAAUACAGGAGCCGAAAUCACAACUGAAGCACAGGUUUAAGAGGAUCCUUCCUGUUCCAGAUCCAAAAUGAGUUGGAGCUUCCUUACGCGUCUGUUGGACGAGAUUUCCAACCACUCCACCUUUGUAGGCAAAAUCUGGCUCACCCUCCUCAUCGUCUUUCGCAUCGUGCUGACCGCUGUCGGGGGCGAGUCGAUCUACUACGAUGAACAGAGUAAAUUUGUGUGUAACACACAGCAACCUGGUUGCGAAAACGUGUGCUACGAUGCGUUUGCGCCGCUCUCGCACAUUCGCUUCUGGGUGUUUCAGGUGAUUAUGAUCACCACGCCCACUGUCAUGUACCUCGGCUUUGCCAUGCAUAAGAUCGCUCGCAUGGAGGACGACGACUACCUGCCGAGGAGCAGGAAGAGAAUGCCAAUAGUAAGCCGCGGUGCCAACCGGGACUAUGAAGAAGCGGAGGACAAUGGUGAGGAGGACCCCAUGAUCCUGGAGGAGAUUGAGCCAGAUAAGGAGAAGGAAGUGGCGGUGAAGCCCAGCAAGAAGCACGAUGGGCGCCGUCGCAUCAAGCGUGACGGCCUGAUGAAGGUCUAUGUGUUCCAGCUGCUGUCCCGUGCCAUCUUUGAAGCCUCGUUCCUGUUCGGGCAGUACGUACUGUACGGUGUGGAGGUGGUCCCGUCCUACGUAUGCACACGCUCUCCUUGCCCGCACACCGUGGAUUGCUUCGUCUCGCGCCCCACAGAGAAAACCAUCUUCCUGCUCAUCAUGUAUGGCGUCAGCGCUCUGUGUCUGCUCUUUACCUUGCUGGAGAUCCUCCACCUCGGCAUCAGUGGUGUCCGAGACUGCUUCUGCACGCCCAGGCCCGCCACCCCCCGUCUCCCAGCUCUGUCCAGCCAAAGGUCCUCCAUCUGCCGCCAGCCAUCCGCACCUCCCGGCUACAACACGGCUCUGAAGAAGGACCCGUCGGGGAAAAUGGGCUUCAGGGACAACCUGGGAGACUCGGGCCGUGAGUCGUUCGGGGACGAGGUGUCAUCGCGGGAGCUGGAGAGGCUGCGGAGACACCUGAAGCUGGCUCAGCAGCACCUGGACUUGGCUUACCAGAACGGGGAGAGCAGUCCUUCACGCAGCAGCAGCCCAGAGUCCAACGGCACUGCAGUGGAGCAGAACAGGCUAAACUUUGCCCAGGAGAAGCAGAGCAGUACAUGUGAAAAAGGUCUCCGUGCAUAGGUUUUUAUCAGCCCAGCUGACAUUCUAGACUGAAAUUCCCAUCAGUGAGAGGACAUAAGGGAAUCAAAGUGUGUGAGAGUGAGACUUUUUGCUUGAGGUGGAUGAAGUCAACCCAAGCCUUCCAGUGUUACGGCCAGCCACGGUCGAGCAUCGAGUCAAAGGAGGAGAGCGGUCGUCUCACCCCAGCAAUAAUUGGGACGCCUGUCUGAAGAUCCAAAGUGCUUACAAACUUCCGUCAGAAAGAAUGGUCAAGGUUACCAUGUACUUCCCCCUCAGGGCAGCUAUUCUAUUUUGAAUAUUUUAAUGUUUUCAUUACAAGACUUAAAAGCUAUUUGUCAUACUCUAAAGAGUUUGUCCCAUUGGAAGUUCACAGUGAAUGCAUCUCAAGUUUGCCUUAGACCUAAACUGGAACUCUGUUUUCUGGCAUUAUUUGUAGGUAUGGCCAAGCCAGUUGUUGUGGAAAAAAACAUGUUUAAACUGUAAGAUUUGUGUAUGUCGAGUGAGUGAGCUGCAAUGAAAUGUCAAUGGACAAGACACCACUCAUAAAAGCAAGGUACUGGAACUAUUGGCAUGCUAAUGAAGACUUUUUUUUUAAGGAGUAAUUUUUCAUACAAAGGUUUCUCUCAAGUGUGUCGCUUUUUCUUUAUUUCUCUUUAUUAUUUUGACAAUGCACCAGUCAACAUUCCCAAGCUUGGUUGCUUUGAUGGCAACUGGAACACACUUUGGGUGCCUCUGUCCAAAGGAAUGAACAAACCUGGGUAAUGCUUGAAACACAUGAACGCUUGAUAUUGUCCUGUAUUGUUUAAAGCGUGUAUUUGAUACUGUUCUUUAUUUUUGUAUUGUGAUAUUGAGAAGAGGCUUUUGUCACUGUGGCAGAUUAUUAUUUUAUAGGAAUGACAUUCAUUGCUGUCUUAGUUCCCUGAAGCUGAACCAUGGACAGGUGCAUUCUGAAAGGAUUUAGUACGAUUGAGUUCAAAAGCAAAAACAAUUUUUGGAACCUUCGGCUUAUUUUAUUAUUUACUCAUCGUCUCCGACCUGCAAACAUUCCCUUAUUCCUUACACAGGUAGAUUGAAUCAUAUGUCUGGUGUAAUACAGAACAUUUUCAUGUAUUCCGCUUGAAGUGCAGAUUUGUGGAUACACUGUUCCGGAGCCUGAAUGAGGGUUGUAAAACAAUGUAACCAUUUCAAUGUGAAUUCAAUGCCUUGAUGCUCUAAGAUGCCAUCAUUUUGUAUUCUGAAUCAUACCCACAGUGCCAACUUGUUGUCAUCUCAAGUUAUUUUUGAACAAUGCUUUUUGUACUUUUUAUACUUUUUGUAUUGAUAGUACUUUUUGGUUAGUUUUUUUUAAAAUAAAUUUUUGCAACAAAAGUUUUGCCAAGUGGUUUCAUA
Molecule: messenger RNA, 2768 nt
Organism: Notothenia coriiceps (black rockcod)
Lineage: Eukaryota; Metazoa; Chordata; Actinopteri; Perciformes; Nototheniidae
Product: gap junction gamma-1 protein-like
Exons: 3
Coding region: 225-1379 (384 amino acids)
Biological process (GO): cell-cell signaling
Cellular component (GO): connexin complex
Molecular function (GO): gap junction channel activity
Source: RefSeq, a predicted model, not a curated record